Molecule: messenger RNA, 2025 nt
Organism: Mytilus trossulus (common blue mussel)
Lineage: Eukaryota; Metazoa; Mollusca; Bivalvia; Mytilida; Mytilidae
Product: neuronal acetylcholine receptor subunit alpha-9-II-like
Exons: 1
Coding region: 125-1360 (411 amino acids)
Biological process (GO): chemical synaptic transmission; nervous system process; signal transduction
Cellular component (GO): synapse; plasma membrane; neuron projection
Molecular function (GO): excitatory extracellular ligand-gated monoatomic ion channel activity; transmitter-gated monoatomic ion channel activity involved in regulation of postsynaptic membrane potential; transmembrane signaling receptor activity
Source: RefSeq, a predicted model, not a curated record
AUAAGUUGCUAUCCUGUUCAAAGUAAGAAUAUUUGGUUCAGAAAGACAAGAAACCUUGCUUUAACAUUUUCUUAACUUAUUUUUUUUCAUGUGCUCAACUUAAGGGGUCAGUUUCGACUCCAAUAUGGAAAAGAUGGUUUGGUUCCUGGUCGUAAUCAUUUGUCAUGUGUAUAUUUGUUCUGCUAAUAGCCCGACAGUAGACCAAUAUCACACAAAAAGACAAUUGAAAAGAACACUCAUGGAAAAGUAUUCUAACCAGCAAAUACCACGGAAACACGAAUAUGAUAGUGUAUACGUGACCGUUUACCCGUACAUUGAUUUGUUUUUGGAUUUUAAUGAGAAUGUUGGAACCUAUGUUGUAUAUGCACUUUUCCGGAUAAAAUGGGAAGAUAAUUAUAUCACAUGGAAUGAAACAGAAAACGAUGGCAUAACUGUACUGCGUUUUCCAGUUGCAGAGGUUUGGUUUCCGAAGAUUAUGAUACGGAAUACUAUAGAAAAACGGACAAUCUAUAAAUCAGAUGAUGAUUUGGAUCAAAUGACCACUUAUGUUGAAUAUUAUUCAGAUGGUUCAGCAUCCGUUUUAGCUGGUGGUGUAAUUGAAGUGGUUUGUCAUGCAAGCAUGUAUUAUUUCCCUUUCGAUUCCCACGUUUGCAAAAUUGAGUUAUAUUUUGAUGACAGCGCUGUAAUCACGGAUUACAAUUCUUACGGGGACCAAACCCUUUUAGCACUUACUUACUUUACUCCUCAUGCAGAGUGGGACUUAACUAACGUUACGUCUGUACCGGACCCAGAUGGUUGGCCACAAAUGAUUGUACAACUUAAACUUGAAAGGAAACCUUUAUUUGUGUGCGUAAGCCUAAUACUGCCAAUUUUUCUUGUUAGUUUUCUCAACGUUUUCGUGUUUGUUCUACCAAUAGAAUCUGGAGAAAGAAUAUCACUUUCGGUAACCUUAUUUCUUACAUUUGUAGUUAUAAUAACAAUGGUUGCCGAAAAUCUUCCCGAGAGCAGCGAAGUUAGUAUCUUCAUAAUAUUACUGAUAACAAAAGUGAUAGCCAGCAUCCUGACGACUGUAAUGGCGAUAGUAACUUUAUCAUUAUAUUACCGAAAUAAUGAUACUAAAACAUUUUCACUAUUUAAAAUGUGUACAUGUGCUACGAAAUGUCGACAGCAGGAAAAUGGCCAUGAGAAUCAGGCAACGAAAACUUCGAAGCACUCAACAUUGAGUGCCAAAACAAACUGGCAAAACGUGGUACAGAAAAUUGAUAGAGUCUGUAUUUUUGUGUUAGUAGUAGAAAUACUAUCUGAAAUUAUAGCUGCGUUGAUUAUCUUUAGGAAUCGAUGGGGUUUAAACAAUAGUUAGUAGUUGUUUAUUUUUAAAAUUCAUGAUCUGAUAACAUACAUGAAAUACAUCACAUACAUGUAACGAACAACAAUUUGAAAGUUGGAAAAUAUAUUACAACAUAUUACCAUUAUAUACAAAUAAUAAAUUGUAUGAAUCUAAUAUAGAGAUUGUUUUAUAUUCAGAAUAAUGUCAUACAAACAUAAAUUGAAAUUACUAAAAUUUCUAAAAGGACACUUAAGAGACACUUGUAUUAAGCAGUGGAGCUGCUGUAGUUUAUUACAUUGGGUUAGAUGUAAGUUUAUGUCAGCAGGUAGGGUGAAUUAUAAAUUAUUUCAAAGAGCAUGUAAAAAUGCCAUUGAUUAGUGGAAAAACUGUUUACAGAAUUAUGUCAAAAUCAUCCAGGAGUGUAAUGUAGAUUUAUACACUAAUUUAGAUACUGUGUUGCAUAAAAAUUAAACAGAUAGAAAAAAAAAUGUAUUUGAAAAUUAUGAGGUAAAUUGGCAUAAUAGAAUAUUGUCUUAAAAUGUUGGAAAAAAAUAUGUACUUAUAAAUUGUUAACAGAAAAUUUCAAUAUGAUGAAGAAGUGCAUUUGCUAAAUUAUGGUGUGUUGUUUCCCCCUUGCGAAUAGAAACAGGUCGCUAUCAAAAGAAAAACCGUAAAUGAAAGAGUUUGCCUUGAGUGAA